Molecule: messenger RNA, 657 nt
Organism: Heterostelium album PN500
Lineage: Eukaryota; Evosea; Eumycetozoa; Acytosteliales; Acytosteliaceae
Exons: 6
Coding region: 1-657 (218 amino acids)
Source: RefSeq, a predicted model, not a curated record
AUGGAAGUACCAUUGGGUUGCAAAGUUACAUUCAAAGACACCAACGACAUUCUCAAUUUCCAAUUAGACAUUACGUUGAGCAAUAGAACUAAUUCUGUUAUUGAACUCGAACUUUGUCCUUUUAAGGUCAAAGAUGUCCUAAAGGAUGAAUUCUUUACAACUAUUUCUUCUAAUCUAUCAGAAGAUCAAAGAAGAUCUUUAGUACAAAUUAAUGAUUUUCUUCAUAAAUUUAUAAUUAAUAAUCAAGAUAAUUUCACCAAAAAUUUUCAAAUUGUUAAUAAUAUUAUUGUUAAAAAUGAAGAUGUUUUGACAAAUUUAGAAAAAACAACUACCCACCUCACUAUCUCAUAUAAUAUAAUAGCGUAUAUUUAUAGGCGAAUAAUCGGUAGCGAAGUUCUAGAAUCCAAUCAUAUGGGAGAAGUUUGGAAAUUGCUUCAAUUUCAACCUAUAAAUAUUCAUGAGAUAACUAAUAUAAUUUCUGAAGAAGAUACAAAAAAAAAGAUUUUAGAAUUAUUUUUAUCUUUCAAAGAUGAAUUCGAUAUAAAAUCGAAAUAUUUUGAUGAAGUACCUAAACAAGUGGCAACAAACUUAUUUUAUAAUAAACAACAAUCUUUUUCCCAUCUUAUCGGACCACCAAGUAAAGAAUCUAGUAGAUAA